Phascolarctos cinereus (koala) is the source of this 2443-nucleotide messenger RNA. NCBI's taxonomy places the organism in Eukaryota, Metazoa, Chordata, Mammalia, Diprotodontia, Phascolarctidae. The record is from RefSeq and is a predicted model, not a curated record.
CGGAGUCUGCGCCAUUUCAGCUCAGAGCUGGGGCUGGCACGGUUGCGUCUCGAUCGCUCCCUCGCUCCCUGGGUGCCGCCUCCUCUUCCUCCUCGUACUUUUCUUCCUCCUUCUCCACUGCUUGUUUCUCCUUCUCCUCCUCCUCUCCUCUCCUCCUCCUGCUGCUGCCCGGCCGCCGCCGUCGAGCCUCCCUCACCGUCAUGGCGAACCUGAGCCCCAGCAUCGUGAUUGAAGAUGACGAACCAGGCUAUGACCUGGACUUAUUCUGCAUCCCUAAGCAUUAUGCUCAAGAUCUGGAAAGAGUAUUCAUUCCUCAUGGACUUAUCAUGGACAGGACCGAACGUUUGGCACGAGAUGUGAUGAAAGAGAUGGGAGGCCACCAUAUCGUUGCCCUCUGUGUCCUCAAGGGUGGCUAUAAAUUCUUUGCUGAUUUGCUGGAUUAUAUCAAGGCACUGAACAGGAAUAGUGAUAAAUCAAUUCCUAUGACGGUAGAUUUUAUCAGAUUGAAGAGCUACUGUAACCCCACGGAAGACAGAGUCCAGCAGCCACCCGUUGCUCACCCCACCCCAAUUGCUCGCUGCCUUUCAUACAGCUGCCCCUCGGAGAACACAGAUAUGGAUGUGAACCACAUCCGGGCGCAAAGCUUCCUCUUCGGUUGUGAACUCAAGGCAGACAAAGAUUUCCACUUCAAGGUGGUGAAUGAGCAAACUGAACAGCAGCUUUCGUUGAGGACAGUGAGCUUAGGAGCUAGUGCCAAGGAUGAACUGCAUGUCGUUGAAGCCGAGGCCCUGAAUUUCGAAGGCAGCCCAACUACAGUCACCCUGGCAUCACUGAAAUUGUCUGUGCAGCCCACAGUUUCACUUGGUGGCUUUGAGAUUACCCCACCGGUUGUUUUACGUCUAAAAUGUGGUUCUGGGCCUGUGUACAUUAGUGGCCAGCACCUAGAGGAGGUAGAGGAGAUUGAAGAGGAGGAGGAGGAGGAGGAAGAAGAGGAGGAAGAGGAGGAAGAGGAGGAGGAGGAAGAGGAGGAGGAGGAAGAGGAGGAAGAAGAGGAGGAGGAAGAGGAGGAGGAAGAGGAGGACGUUGAAAAUAAUAAUCCUGUAGAGAACAAGUCUGAUCCUGAUAGUCCAACACAGAAUGGACAAACGCCCAACACAGAGGAGGAGACGACAGAUUCCGAGCCGGUUACACCCAAAUCAAAAAGCCAGGAGUCCUUCGAAAGUGAGGAAAAGACUCCUCUAAGUCCCCAAGAAGCUAGCUCUCCUGAGGAUAUUAAAGAAAACAUUCAGAAUGACCAGUCAACAGGGGACAUAAAAGUGAUUGGUGGAGAUGAUCUCUCAACUUUAACUGGAAAGAACGUCUUGAUUGUUGAAGACAUAAUUGACACGGGUAAAACGAUGCAGACUUUGCUUUCUCUGGUCAAGCAGUAUAAUCCAAAGAUGGUGAAGGUAGCCAGCUUGCUGGUGAAAAGAACACCUCGAAGUGUAGGAUACAGGCCUGACUUUGUUGGAUUCGAAAUUCCAGACAAAUUUGUCGUUGGAUAUGCCCUUGACUACAACGAAUACUUCAGGGACUUAAACCAUGUCUGUGUCAUUAGUGAGACUGGCAAAGACAAGUACAAAGCAUGAGAUGCAACUUGGUGUGCAGAGAAGCUUUGAAACACUUUGGGGAAACCCAUCAACUUCACCUCUGGACCACCAGCUAAAUUUGUCCAAUGUUUCAGCCCUGUGACCAUCUGCUUAUUAGAGCUUUUUGCAUGUACUGUAUCUUGUCUGUUUUAUAUUUUAGGAAUGUCAAACAGUUGCUGCAGUUCUGAUUGCUGUUUCAUUUGCACUACAAAACCUAAAGAGACUAUCACUACCCCUGGGUGGGUUGUAUUGCUUGAAUUGCUGUUUGACUUAUGAAUGGGAAAUUACUUAAACCACACCGACACUGAAUUGAAAUAGUUAAAGUAUUGUGAAUGUAAGAGAUGUUUAAAGAGGAUAUAUUGAUUUUUUAAAUUGGUAAUUUAAUUUUAUAUGUUAAUGAAAAUGCAGAGAAGUGAUUGAAUAUUGUUAGUUAACACCUUUUCGGUGUCAAAGAGGGAGCAGUCAAUUUCAAUAUCUGUUCCAGUUCUGUUACAGAAUCCAAGAGGUUUGAUUAUUUUAUGAUAACCCUAUCUAUCUCCUGGAAUUACAUUAUUAUUUCAACAACUUUGGUUAUUGUUGCUAACAGGGUUAAAAUGGAAUCAAAGAAUUAAUUUUAUUGAGAUGGGCAAUAGAACGAAAAGCCAAAAAAAAGUUCGCUGAGCUGUCUGUCCCACUCUUACAAAUUAUUUCCUUUCUGUGCUCGCCAGUCAAAAGUAGUUUUCUUUUAAAGAUGAAUUGACAUUCUGGACAUUUUACUUUUGAAAUCUAUAAUGCAAAAUGCUUAAAAUAAAGGCUGUCUCUUUAAAAAAAAAAAA